Messenger RNA from Cylindrotheca closterium, 957 nucleotides. The record is from the annotation of a GenBank genome assembly. NCBI's taxonomy places the organism in Eukaryota, Bacillariophyta, Bacillariophyceae, Bacillariales, Bacillariaceae.
AUGCCUUCUUCGACACAAAAAGUUUGGUGUCUCCUGUCUGCGCUAAGCUUCCUCUCUCUUGUCCAUUCCUCCGGUGACUCUCUCAACGUCGAUCUGGAGGUGGUCACCAACGUGGACUUGAGAAAUCUUGGGGUCGAAGGUUUGGACAUUCAUGCUGGAAAAUAUUCCUUGACUGUCGAUGCGUCUUGUCAAUAUACUCUGCAAGUAGACUUUAAGGAACAUUCCAGCGAUUCUUUGGUGGAUGUUCCCAAUCGUCACAACUUCCAAGGCGACUGCGAUAAGGUUCUCGGAACCUUUUUGCAUCAGCACAAUCGCAACUGGAUGCAAUUCAAACAAUACGUCCAAGAUACCACUGGAUUUGAUCACAUGUCCUUGUAUCCACGUCCUUGUGGUAUGGAACCGCUAGGCAGAAGACAACCUCGGUACGAUGUCAACUUCUACACGGCGGAUUCGCACCAUCGAGCCAUGUGGGUCUGCCGUACUUUUGAUCGUCCGGAGCAGUGCGAAUUCAACCAACCCAACUUUUUGGGGCGGGGUCACUUCACCAUUCCACGAUUGGCGCAGGAUCCAGACAUUAUUGCCAAUACUCCUGCGAAUUUUACCUAUGACCCGGACCGGCCACAAGCCUUGGAGUUUGAAGGUUUGAUUGUAACAAACAGUCUCACAGUGCCAGAGACACCCACCGAUAUGAAGACGCCGGAAAUUGAAAUGAGUACCUAUGAUGGGGAUACAGUAUCCUUCCGGGUGGUGGUUCCCUACAAGUUGGUCACUGGGGACACUAGUGGAUCGUAUUCAGGAACGGUUCAGUACGAGUAUCAGAACAUGAUGCAGCUCCCCGGUAGCUGGAGCGUAAACUACAAUGCCCCCUCCAGUCUUAUUUCUGUUGUUGUCAAGGGCAAAGGUAAAUUAUGCGGUGCCGAGUUUGAUGAAGCCAAACAAGCACAAGAAUCGGGGUAG